AUGCUGAAACUGAAGCAGAAGUUUGACCUGCAGGACGACGUGGUGUUUGACAUCCUCAGGAAAGAGGCGACCGUCUGCAGAGUGAAAGAAUACUCUGAAGCUGUGGACACUCGUAUCCUGAAUGCUGAAAGCGAUGGCAGCAUCCUUUACUCUUGGAAGGGAUCAACGGGCACCACCAGGAUCGGGAAAUAUGACUCGAACACCAAACAGAACAAGCUCCUCUACACGUUCGACAAGCAGGUGUGUGUCAGCAGCUGCUCCCUGAACAAGGAGGAGACGCUGUUAGCUGUCAGCCUGGCGCAAAACACCGGAGGACAGGAGCGUCUCAAACCACUAUCAAAGUGUCUCACUCUCCUGAUUGAGAUCCAUCCCAUAAAGGACACUCAGGUCCUGAAGGCGGUGGACUGCAGGGUCAAAGUGCAGUUUCUUCAUCAAGAAACUGACAAGAGAUCAGUGCUGGAGAGCCAUUUGCUGCUGCUGACUGAAGAUGGAUAUGUGGAUCUGUACCACGUGCUGCUGUGCAAACAGGAAGGGUAUAGAGUGGUGAUGGCAAAUCCUGAGCGUUUGUCCAAAACAGCCGAGAGGAUCGUGGAGGAUUUCUGCUGGGCCCAGUGGGACGGACACGCGCAGAGACUCUACUACCUCACGCUCAAGGACAAGUUCCUGCUGCGGUGUGUUCAGUUUCACUCCAACCAUAACUUUGAGACUGCGUUGGAGCUGGCUUUAGCUUUGCCUGCCAAUUCUUUCCACGCCGUCAAAUUUGUAAAUCUGGGUUUUGACCACUAUAAGGUUGAAGAACCGGAGACUGAACCUGUAAGGAUGCAGGUGUUCACAAACCCAAUCGGAAGCCUGUGUGUUUGCUACAGCCAGCCGCUAAAAGACAAACAGGAGCUGAUCUACACCUUGGUUUUACUUCAUAAAGAUUGCAGCAAGAAGUUCAGAGUCUCUCUGGGCAGCGAAUCGUCAUCACAGAAAUCCUCCCAUUUCCACCCGUUCUUCAUCCCUAUAGGUUACUACAUCCUGGUGUAUCUGCAGGGUCACUUCCUCCACUGCAUCAACACCAGGCAGCAGGAGAUGCUCUGCCACUCCCUCUUCCUCUCCGGCGAUGAGGUGAACUUGGGCCUGCAGUGUGAGCCAGUGAACUUCACUGUGCUGCACACGGAGGACCAGUCUGGUGGUUGUCUGCUGGUGGGUGGAAGGAUUCACACGGCUAAGCUCAGCCCUGCGUACCUGCUGCAGAUCUUGCGAUCAGACUCCCGACCUAGGUAAAUGUGUUGUUUUCUUCUCUGUCCCAGCGUUAAGAGCGACCCGCAGCGCCUGGCCGCCCUCCACUGCCUGCUGGUUUACAUGGGAAGCGACCCAAUCCUGGAGCUGAAGAUAAUUGAAUGGCUGUGCGACAACGUGAACCCCUUUGAAUCUUUUGAUGAGAUUCAGGAGUUCAUUUUAGCCUCUUUGUACAGAAUAGUUCACGAGAAGUGUCUCAGCUUGGAUAAAGUUCUGCCUUACUCUUCGAUAUUUGCAAAGCAGGAGGUCCCAGAGUAUUUGUUAGAGGUCCCUGGUGUGAUUUGUACCACUGAGCUGCAUAUUCAGCCGGACUUUAAAGCAAAGCCCAGGGGUCCCCGAUGUUUUUGGUCAGAACUGCAGUGGAACACAGAGAAAACAAAACAUUUGGACGUUGUUCCAAACCCCAGAUACAGAACUACACAUAUUCAAGCCGACUGGGACAAACUGAGGUCCGAGAGAAGACCCUCCAGCCAAAUGACUCACAUGGAGGAGAACACAAAGAAAGUUCUUUCAAUGGUGGACACCUGGUGUCUUGAUAAGAAGCUGGUGCCACUUUUUCAGGAGGAAGACCAUCUUCAAAGAGAACUCAUAGGCCUGACAGUUGACAAGCUUCGAGAGCAUCUCAACAAGCAUCUGCCUCGACUGGGGAAGAAGAAGAUUGACUCACUGGUUGUCAACUACAUAGCCAAACUGUUGGAGCUGAUCAGACAUAUGCUGGAGUCAGUCUGGCUCAAGUACAAGCUUGGCCCUCGUGUUUUGUGCUUGAUGCAGAAGGCCAGCCCAGCGGAGUGGUCUGUAUUUCACUUCAUGCUUCGGAUCCUGCAGUCCACACGGGGUCUCUGCCUGCCCCUUCCUCCUGGCUAUCACACCCUGUUUGCUGUGUUUGCUGUUCGUUGCCUUCCUCAUCACACAUUUUUACAGUACAUUGACCACGGUUUCCUGCAGCUCACCGAAACCUUUGUGUCUCGUCUCAUGACAGACUUGGACAACAGCAAGACCAGUGAGAGGCUGAAGUUCAGCAUACUUAAGAGGCUUCCUCAGCCAAUGGAGCAGAGGAUUUGCCACAUGUGGGAUCAUCCCGUCAGUUCAGCUUCAAUCUCCAGAGAUUACGUCAAAACUCUGCUUGAGAAACAUAGCAAAAAUAAGGGAAGUCCAUUCACUGGGAGUGACAAGCCCAGCUUCAGGCACGAGUUUCUACCUCUUACCUACUUGGCAAAAACCCUAUCGACUAUUGAAGAACAAGCUCUGAACCCGUUCGUAGAGCAGGAGAAUGUGGACGCCAGGUUUGUGGAGGAGACGGCCCUGAUGCAGACGCUGAUCCAGCUGGGCUUUGAGGCCAAAUGAAGGAUGGGGGAAAAGAAAGGGGCGAAGGACGAGGGCUGGGAUGGAUGGAAGGAGAAAUUGCUUGAGGGAGAGAAAGGUUGCCUCUGACUGGGCCUUGAAGACGCAUAAGUGAUGGGCCGUCGGGGCG
This is a messenger RNA of Nematolebias whitei (Rio pearlfish), 2755 nucleotides long. RefSeq names its product gamma-secretase activating protein. The transcript has 32 exons. Gene Ontology annotation, cellular component: trans-Golgi network. Lineage: Eukaryota; Metazoa; Chordata; Actinopteri; Cyprinodontiformes; Rivulidae. Gene Ontology annotation, biological process: positive regulation of amyloid-beta formation. The record is from RefSeq and is a predicted model, not a curated record.